Messenger RNA from Drosophila busckii, 535 nucleotides. RefSeq names its product transcription initiation factor TFIID subunit 13 (gene Taf13). Gene Ontology annotation, cellular component: transcription factor TFIID complex. NCBI's taxonomy places the organism in Eukaryota, Metazoa, Arthropoda, Insecta, Diptera, Drosophilidae. Bases 55 to 459 code for a protein of 134 amino acids. Gene Ontology annotation, biological process: transcription by RNA polymerase II. The record is from RefSeq and is a predicted model, not a curated record. Gene Ontology annotation, molecular function: protein heterodimerization activity. The transcript is spliced from 2 exons.
CACUGUCAUCAUUUAAGUAGUAAAUAACUAUUAAAUUCAGUUAAUAAACAAAUAAUGGCAGCAACUAAUGCCCCAGAAGAACAUUUUGAAGGAACCGAUUUUGACGAAGAUGCGGAUGAGGAUCAACUUGUGUCCACAAAUGCCGGACGUAAGCGUUUGUUUAGUAAAGAGUUGCGUUGCAUGAUGUUUGGUUUUGGCGAUGACAAGAAUCCUUACACAGAGACUGUUGAUCUGCUGGAAGAUCUAGUAAUUGAGUAUAUAGCUGAGACAACACACCGCGCCAUGGAAAUUGGACGCACUGGACGCGUGCAGGUGGAGGAUAUUAUAUUUCUGGUGCGUAAGGAUCAGCGCAAAUAUGCACGUGUUAAAGAUCUGCUGACCAUGAACGAGGAGCUGAAGAAGGCGCGCAAAGCGUUUGAUGAAAUUAAAUACGUUGGAAACGAAGGAAAGCUUAAAUGACAAAAGCGCAAAACUCCGUUUAAAGAUUAAGUUUUAGUUUAAGCAUAACAUGUAUUUGGUCAAUUGUUUUAAUAAU